This is a messenger RNA of Microthlaspi erraticum, 327 nucleotides long. The record is from the annotation of a GenBank genome assembly. NCBI's taxonomy places the organism in Eukaryota, Viridiplantae, Streptophyta, Magnoliopsida, Brassicales, Brassicaceae.
AUGCAAGCCGAUUUGGAAGCAAUGACUCAAAGGAUGGAAGAGUCUGAUGCAGAGGGAUAUGUCUACUCUGAGGAGGAGUCUGAGAGCGAGAGAUUGAGGGAGGAAAGGAGAACCAAGAAGAGGAAUGACCCAAUUAGUAGUGAGAGUGAGCAAGGAGAGUUUGAGAUUGGGGUAAACCUUGUUCAAGAGGAGGGUGAUGACUCUCCAAAUGAAGAAGGAAGUGAUGACUCUGAGAGUGAAGAGGAAGGAGAGGAAGUGAAUCAAUUGGUUGAUAAGAGUGAGCAAGAUAGUAACCAAGAUGAGCCCAUGGAUGAGGCUGAGCCAUAA